Messenger RNA from Trichobilharzia szidati, 2493 nucleotides. Lineage: Eukaryota; Metazoa; Platyhelminthes; Trematoda; Strigeidida; Schistosomatidae. The record is from the annotation of a GenBank genome assembly.
AACAAACACAAUGGAACUAUAAACCUGACUGUUUUAAGAGGACAAAAAACAAACACACUGAGAAAGAAAAACUUACUAUUAUAUUUAAUCAUGGUAACAGCGAAAUAAAAAAGUAUUCUGCUGGUCUCUGUGUUUUGUGUCCUGGUUUUUGAAAUGACCAGACGAUCUUCUUUUUUCCUUUUUGUACACUAAAACUUUAAACUGACUACUACUACUACUUCUAUCCGUUCAAGCAGGCAGUAAUGGUGGAUCAUCCUCAUAAAAAGGGGAGAAGGAUAGAAGAGAGUGGAAUGGAUUUAUGCACUAAAACUAUCUGGAUAGUUUAACGUCUGAUGCUGCUGUUUGAAUAAACAUGCCUAUAUUCAAUCACUGCCCAAUCCAAGCUAAAGAAUAUUGUAAGAAUGGUGGGGAAUGCUUUUACGUGGCCGGCGAUCCAAGUGUUUAUAUGUGCAGCUGUUUUAUGCCUUUCUAUGGGCCACAGUGUGAAUAUAAAGCUCCAAGUAGAGAUAAACAACUGGAUUUAGAAGAAAUAAGAAAAAAUGUAAAUGAUGACGACACCAGGGAUGGCGUCUUAAUAAAGCGAUCAGUAGACCGUGCAAUGACACUGACAGCACUUAUCUUUAUAGCUGUCACUUUUCUUGGGAUGUUGAUAUUAGCUUGGUACCUUUCAAGACGUCGACGUAAAGAUUUUGCACGAUGGAAAAGAAUGACAGAAUUAGCAAUGAAGUCGAAGUGUAUUGAAAAGCUCGAUAAACAAACUCAAAUAACGUUGGAAUAUUCUGAAACUGCAAAAGAAACUGCUUCAUUGAAUCAAUCAACUCAUUCAUUAUUAACGAAGAGUAAUUAUCAUUGUGACGGCAAUGUCCAAAAGGCAGAAGAUGAAACGAAUCAACAGAUAGAAACACAAUUUGAAUUGGUUAAAUCAACAACGGAAGAGUUUCUGUAUCAAAAGGAAGAGAAUGAUGGCAAUUCUAGUGAUAAAAUUUAUCAAGAUAUGGAUUUAUUGGAUGAUGGAAAAUCGCCAGGAGUUAUUGAAAAUAAAAAUACUAUUGAGCCUACAACUUAUGAAAGGGAGGAGAGUGAACCCAGGAAUAAUGACAAUUCUGCUUCUGCUACUGCUGCUGCAGAGAUAAAAUCUGAUCUACGAACAAAACCAAGUGAAAAAAGAAGGACAAAAAGUAAAAGAAAAGCACCAUUGCCUAAUUCACCACAUUUUGCUCAUCAUCAGCUGUCUAAUAAUCGUCAAGUAAUUGAAGAAACCGAGCAGAAAUUCCCGCGUGGUACGGCAUCUAUCAGUGCAAAUGAGGAAUGUAAAGAUUUACUUGAUGAACGGGAAGGGAAAGGUGUCAUUAUUUCAAAUAGUCCACAAAGAAUCGAAUCAAUCAAUAAAUAUAAUAAACCAGUACAACAAUUACUCAGUUAUAAUACUGAUCAUCCAAAAAAACAUUCACCAAUAGGAAGUCAGUUUAAUGUCAACCAAUCACAUGAUCAGGUGACCAGCCAUACUAUUGGUCGAGAUAUAGAAUUAACCAAUCCAAUUCACCAUCCUACAGCAAAUAUAUUAAGCAGUGCAAUAUUAGACAGACCAUAUAUUAAUGCAGAUGAAAUUCACACUUUAUUUAAUCGUAAUAUCCCCAAUGCUGUUACACCAGUCAGAUGCCAUCAAGAUUUUGGAUAUGUUAAUCCACUCCAUACGAAGAUCAGUUCAACAUUACCACGUGACUAUCGGUCCAAUAGCAAUACUAGUAGUGGUAGAAGUAAUACAAGAUAUGCUGACCAGCCAUCACAUUGGUUAAAUGCAGAAUAUCUUAAAGAUAUUAAAAGUGAUAAGAUAUUACGUGGACCAAAUGAACCAUUUGUUGUUGCGUCACAACAUGAUGCUCUUUUGUCAGAAUUAUUAAAUCGUGGUAAAGAGUCAAGGGUUGUAGAACCACGUCCAAAGAGUACAUUUUAAUAUACACUUACAGAAAUCGAAACAUAAUCCAAAUAAUUAUGUACAUAUCUACUACUAUAAUGUUAAUUAUUACUUAAUCAUCAAAUAGAUUCAUGAGAGAUGAAAAUAUUCGAUGGAAUGAACAUUUCAUGUACUAUAAAAAAUACAUUCAGAAUAGACAAAUACAAACAUAGUUCCAGAAACAAGGCUGAAUAAAGUUUGAGUCCAGAGAACCAGAAAAUAAUCCAAAAAAUUUCUAGACACAGAGUAGAAUAUAUUAUACAUUAAUUUAUUACCAUUCUCUUCAUUCGUAUUAAGCCUAAUAUUAACAACAUAAUAAAUAUGUACAAUGAAGAAUAUAUCAAAUUUAAAAUGUAAAACUUUAUACGAUUAUAUAUAUAUAUAUAUAUAUUAGAAGUAAGAAUAAAUUGGUGAAAUAAAAAACAAGUCCUUCACAUAGCCACAAUACCGUUUGAGAACUCCUGAGUAUAUCAGAUAGAUAAACAACAGUGACAAAAAAAGAAAGAAUGGAUACGGAACAAAGAAUACUCUUUUCGAUA